AAGCGCGGCGGGCGGAAGCCGAGCGCUCCCCGCCGGGCCGGGCCGGGCCGGGCCGGGCCGGGACCGCGCCGGGGCCACCAUGGCUUCCAUCGGCGGCUUCUUGCGACGGAGCCUGCGGCGCGCCGGCCGCAGAGAAGGAAAAGAUGGGGCCUCUGCUGCAGAAAACACCCCCCCACGGGUACCACAGGGGAAUCAGGGGGAGCGGAGCUCAGUCUUCUACUCUGCUGGACAGUUCUUCUUUGAGUACCUGGUGGUGGUGUCACUGAAGAAGAUGUCAGAUGGACAUUAUGAACCCAAAAUAACCUACCAGUUCCCAAAGCGUGAGAACUUGCUGAAGGGCCAGAAGGAGGAGGAGGAACGUCUCCUCGAAGCCAUCCCCCUCUUCUGCUUCCCUGAUGGCAACAACUGGGCACCUAUCACUGAGUUCACCAGCGAAACCUUUUCUUUUGUCCUGACAAAUGUGGAUGGCAGCAGGAAGAUUGGCUACUGCAGGCGGCUGCUGCCAUCCGGGCGUGGUGUCCGACUCCCUGAGGUUUUCUGCAUCAUCAGCUGCCUGGGCUGCUUUGGGCUCUUCUCCAAGAUCCUGGACGAGGUGGAGAAGAGGCGCCAGAUCUCCAUGGCAGUGAUCUACCCCUUCAUGCAGGGCCUGCGGGAAUCGCCCUUCCCAGCUCCAGGGAAAACUGUCACCAUCAAAAGCUUCAUCCCUGAGUCGGGCACAGAGCUCAUUGAGCUCACACGGCCUGUGGAUGCCCACCUGGAGCACGUGGAGUUCCAGGCUCUGCUCCAACGACUCAGCCCUCACCUCAUCCUGCUCAUCUUCGCCUCCGCCGUGUUGGAGCGACGGCUCAUUUUUCUGGCUGAGGAACUGAGUGCCCUGUCUCAGUGUAUCCACGCUGUGGCUGCUCUCCUGUAUCCCUUCACCUGGGCUCACACCUACAUUCCUGUGGUCCCUGAGUGCCUGCUGGACACCGUGUGCUGUCCCACACCCUUCAUGGUUGGCAUCCAGAUGCGGCACCUGGAGCGGGUCCUGGAGCAGCCAAUGGAGGAGGCUCUCAUAGUUGAUCUCUGUGAAGGGAAGAUCAUCCGGGCGGUGGGGGAUGAGGAGGAGAUCCUGCCUGGAAAGUUGCAGAACGAGAUCCUGCUAUCUCUGAACAGGCACAACAGCAACAACAACGAGCACACCUCGGAGCAGCUGAACGCCCUGGUGUCGGAAGCCUUCGUGCACUUCUUUGUGCGGCUGGUCGGGCACUACGGCUCCCACAUCAAGUGGGGCAGGAGCGGCUCGGGCAGCUUCCAGGAACGAGCCUUCUGCAAGGCCAUCGCCUCCAAGAGCUGCCGCAGGUUCCUGAAAAAGUUUGUGAAGACGAACAUGUUUUCCCUCUUUAUUGAGGAAGCGGAGAAGAGCAGGAUCCCACAGGAAGCAUAUUUCCAGCAGAAAAUAAUAGAGUACCAUGAACAGAAGAAGCACCGAAGGGACUCCUGAAGUCCAGUGUGGGAGCAGGGGAACAGGACUGAGAUUGACACAUCCCUGCCAGCAGCACCAUACUGGACUCUGUUCCUGCCCACCUGGGACUCCUGAGCUGCCUGGGCAGCACUGAGCACCCUUUCUUUCUCAGGGCAUCAUUGCACUGGAAAACUUUUUGCACAGAACUAGCACCAGGUUGGGAUUUCUUUCCUGAUGGUGGUCACUCCAGGGACAGACUGUGACUCCCAGUGCUUGGCUCUGCACGGUUCUUGUCCCCCCAACACCUCACACAGGGAGAGCAGCCAGGGCUGGCUGCAGGAAAACAGGGAUUUAGAGUAAUUAUUAGAAGGGAGAAAAAAAAGGGAUGAGUAGGAAAUAGUGUUACUUCUCAUUAAAACAAACCAGGGAUUUGCAAAUAAGGAA
This is a messenger RNA of Lonchura striata (white-rumped munia), 1888 nucleotides long. The record is from RefSeq and is a predicted model, not a curated record. Lineage: Eukaryota; Metazoa; Chordata; Aves; Passeriformes; Estrildidae.